This is a messenger RNA of Zophobas morio, 543 nucleotides long. RefSeq names its product centrosome-associated protein Alms1a-like. Lineage: Eukaryota; Metazoa; Arthropoda; Insecta; Coleoptera; Tenebrionidae. The coding region runs from base 1 to 543 and encodes 180 amino acids. The record is from RefSeq and is a predicted model, not a curated record. The transcript has 4 exons.
AUGUUGACGUUCGAUGAAACCCUCCGCGAAAAAAAGAAGAAACACAAAAAACCGCAUUUGGAAGAAAUUAAAAUUAAGAUUCCGGUUUCGUAUAAAAAGAAGCGAAAAGAUAAGGAAAAUAAGAGAAAGAAGGCGAGGCUAACGGACGAUAGUGAAGAGGCGGGGUCUACGUUACAAGAAUAUUUGAGGCAAAAUCGUCCCGAUUUUGUUGAAGAAGCGGAAGAGAGGAGACAAACCGUGAAUGAGUCGAAGGCACUACGAGAAGAAAUGUCGGACUAUAAAAAAUUGAUGUUUUUGAAAAAGUGUCAAGAGGAAUGUGAGAGAAGAGCGAAGCGACUAUUUUCUGGCAAAGAAAUGAAAGAAAUCACUAAAAGAAAUUAUAAGAAGUGUCCAGAAGUUCAACAGAGGUUGAAUGAUAAUAGAGAAAGACAGUUGCGACAAGCGAACCGAUUAAUGGCCGAUACUUUCAAUAGGAAAUUGAGGGAAAACGUCCUUAAGGGAAAGCGAAACUUAUCCACCAAUACCAAAGUCAUUAAUAUGUAA